GGCAAUCUCAAGCAGGAUCUGGCCCAUGAUCCUCCCUGCCACCCGCGUGCGUGCGCCAUCCAAGACUGCCUGACCAAGAACGGCUACAAGGAGGACAAGUGCCAGGCACAGAUCGAUGCCCUGUAUGAAUGCUGCAAUGCCUUCUACCAGGCCCAAGGGGACACGGCGUCGACCUUCGUUCGCCGGCCAACCAACGCGCUCAACAACGCAAAAGAGACAAACACCACGACCGACUUUCUUCAUCAACAACAUCCACCACCCAUGGCGCCGCUGACUCGCUCUGCGGCUUCGGGCCCGAAUGUACGCCAGGCUGCCCGUGCUCCGGCCAAGGCACAGGAAGUUAUCGACAUCGAUGACGACGAGGAGUCCGUCGAGGAAGACGAGGACGAGAUCCUCGGCGAUGAAGAAGAGCAAUAUGAGGACGAGGACGAGGACGAGGAAAUGGACGAGACGAUGGACGACGUGACCGGCGACUCGGACGCGGGAUCCGGCGUCCCUCUCCUCGAGCCCCGUCUCAAGUCAGUUUCCGGCCUGCUGAGCAAAACUCAAGGUUCCCCCGAGCUGUUUACGGCCACGAGCGCCCAGGAAGCAUUGCAACCCCUUCGCCGGACCGCCGACCGCGUCACUCGCCAGAUCGAAGCUUUCGCGGACAAACUCGAUCAAUUUAAGCGGAAAAACACGACAGAUGAGUUCCAAAAAGUCCAGGCAGCGUACAAGCUCGUGGAGGGCUAUCGCGACCUAGCGCAGAACGCCAUGCAAGACAUCCACAAACAACAAACCCUGAAGCGAGCCAAGAUGGGGUAUCGGUCGAGCGGGUCGCACGACACCAAGACCGAAGAGGAGCUGCAACGGCUGCAGCUGGAGGUCGACACCUGGCGCCUCUUGCUUAAUCUCAUCAGUAUUGACGAUCCCGCCAGCCGGGCUGCUUUCAAGGAGGGCCGGCAGGCGGCCUUCCAGAAUCUCCACCGGUACUCGUCGGACCGCGAGGUCUGGGAGGAGUUCUUGGCCGCGGACCAGUACGGACUCGAGUGCGUGGUCGCCAUGCGAUGGCUGGAGGAGACGGCGAAGACCGGAAACCAAGAUCUCGACCUGCUGAUCACCGACAUGGAAGCUCAAGCGGAAAGAGGCCAGGGUUUAUGGGCGCAUGGAUGGCUCUUCACCAAGGAAGCGAUCAAGGGACAUAAACGCCUGCGCGCGUGGCCACAACCUCUGGAUCCGAACGAGCCGGGGGUCUCGCGUGCUCUGCAGAGCAGCGACAAGCAGAAGCCCUUGAUCACCCAGCUAGAUCCCGACGCGCUCACUCGGCAAAAACAGGAUCUUCAGAAGCAGGAUGAAUUCUAUGAGCGCGCCACCUGGAUGACGUGCUGGAAGAUGUUGAGACAGGGCGAGAACUGGACCAAAAUCCGCGACUGGGCUCGGGGCCGCAUGGAGAAUUGGAGAGCAGUCAGCCUGUGUGGUUCCAGCGUGGACGACACUCACGGUGUCAAUACUCGAACGCCCGCCGAUGAUGGCAUGACUCGCAUGAUGAAUAGUCGCUCGAACGAGUCGUGGCGUGCCGCCUGCUCAGCCCUGACGCGCAGCUCCAACACGGAUGACUUCGAGCGUGCCGUGUAUGCGCUGCUCUGUGGUGAGACCGAGGCUGCCGCCAAGGUCUGUCGGAGCUGGGAUGACUACCUCUACGUUUACUUCAAUCGCGUCGUGCUGUCGCGCUACCAGGGAUUCUGCAAGCAGUUCCAACGGAAGCUGAGCCAUUCUCCCAACACACCUGUCGCCUACAAGCCGGAACCGGCUGGACACACAGACCUGCAAAAGUUCCUCCAGUACCUGAGGGGCAAUGAUCAGGUCGGCGGCGAAGCGCGCAACCCCUUCCGCAAUCUCCAAGCCGCCAUCUUGAGCAAAGGAUACGAUACAUUUUUCUCGGCCCUCGCUCACGCGAUUUCUCAAGUCAGUGCCAACAAAUUCGGAGCAGCCUCCAUCGUUCCGGAGUUGGCCCGUGAGCCAGUGGAUGAGGCUUUCCUCAUUGCUGCCGAAGACGAAGAGGCGUUGAAGAUCGCUACUCACAUCUACGUGGCCGUCAGCUCCCUUGGAUACGCUUCCUCAGACCCUCAAUUCUUGGAGAUGGCGUCGGUGAUCGUGGCCGGAUACAUUGCGAAUCUGGAAGUGAUGGAUCUCUAUGACCGCAUCCCGCUGUACGCGUCUCUCCUGCCGACAAAGAUGGCCCAUAGCGUCUUUUCGAAGAUUUUGAUCGAUAUUGUUGAUCCCACUCAGCGGAAACAACAGCUCCGGCUCAUGCAGAAGCACGGCAUCGAUGUCGAGGCUGUCCUCGACGUUCAAUGGGCGUGGCUGAGUGCAAAGGUGUCUACCAUCGAGCGCGCCAGUGCCGUGACUGGGUAUUCGCGGGUGAAACGGCAGAAAGAUGGUCUCGUGCUGAACGCUGUCAAGAAGGAUCUGAUUGGGACGGACAUCACCGACGAGGACGAAAAGAUGAUCCGCAGUCUCGAAUGGGUCCGCUCGUCGAACAAUCAAUUCCUCAAGAUCGCCGAGCGUUGUGCUUGGAUGUACCGGAAAUUCUUUGUUGCUGGCAAACUUGCCGCUGCUCGUGAAUUGGCUCAGCGUAUGCCCAUGGGCGAGAUCUCGCAGGAGACUUUCGGGUCCGAUAUUUUCCAGUUCCCGCCCCAGGAAGACGACUCCGGGGAAGGGUCUGUCCCGGCCAGUCCGACUAAGUCACGGAAGAACAGCGUUCACCGACGGAGCCUGUCGGGCUCCAACGGCGCUGCACAACCGAAGCCGACUGGCCUGUAUGCGACCUAUCUGCGAUCUGCCAAGACUUCCGAUCUGGAGUCUUUGAUCGCUGGAUUCGACACGCUGGAACAGUUUGCCGUUUUGCAUGAGCAAAUCUCCAAGACAAAACGCCGUCGAGACUCCGGCACUCUUCAGACACUUUUUGGCGACAUGUCUGAUGUGAUGGCGGAUAUCGAAGUCAACAUUGGAUGUGUGGUCGAGGACGACUGGCUGGCUGAGAGCCCCGACACCGACGAAGAAAAAGACUUCGAGUACAUCCGCCGGACCUACCUCCCAGAAUUGCUGCUCGACUAUCACAACGCGUUGUACUACGCCAGCAACACCCUAGGGGAAGGGAAUCUCCUCAUGCAGUGCAUGACCGUUUCGAUCUGGAUCGCCAGCAAACCACAUCUGACCCGCAGCUUCACCGAAUCGAAGCGCAUGGCCGAGCUGGUCGAGGCGCUUGCGUGUUCCAGUAAGGCGAUGGUGCUCGACAAGACGAUGAAGGACCGCCAUUUGGAGUCUGGGCAGUACCCUUUUAUCUGGCAGGUCAAGGCGGAGGAAGAGAGUGGCAGUGAGGUGCCACAGUAG
This is a messenger RNA of Penicillium riverlandense, 3372 nucleotides long. RefSeq lists its product as uncharacterized. The annotation marks the transcript as partial. Lineage: Eukaryota; Fungi; Ascomycota; Eurotiomycetes; Eurotiales; Aspergillaceae. Gene Ontology annotation, molecular function: structural constituent of nuclear pore. Gene Ontology annotation, biological process: regulation of DNA-templated transcription; mRNA export from nucleus; post-transcriptional tethering of RNA polymerase II gene DNA at nuclear periphery. The transcript is spliced from 9 exons. The record is from RefSeq and is a predicted model, not a curated record. Gene Ontology annotation, cellular component: nuclear pore; nuclear pore outer ring.